AUGUCUUACGAGAUGUCACUUGCACUCGAAAGAAUAAUCAAGUUCUGCAGCCAAGAGGAGGAGGAAGGGAAGCAAAUUGGUUUCAACUACCACUCUCAAACUAAAGGUACCAUCGUAAUGGAAAAUUGCUCUUUUGGGUGGACCAACCACCAGAAAAAUUCAACACUCACAUCCAUAUCCUUGCACCUGGCGCCUCGGUCCCUUGUCGGGGUCUCUGGUCCAAUUGGGACGGGCAAGUCUGCACUCCUUGCAGCCAUUCUGGGAGACAUGCACUGCAUGAAAGGAGAUGUCAAAAUCACUGGCCGCAUUGCCUACACCCCACAAGUUGCCGACAUCUUCAACAUGACUAUUCGUGACAACAUUGUUUUCGGUAGCAGAUUCGAUGAUAUCCGCUAUGCCCAAGUUUUGAACGCAUGCGAGCUCAUUCAGGAUAUGCGAACUCUUCCAGCAGGAGAUAUGACGCAGGUUUCCGAAAGGGGAGAAACGUUAAGCGGCGGUCAAAAGCAACGUAUCGCUCUUGCUAGAGCUGCCUACAGUCGUUCAGACAUCUACCUUUUGGACGACCCCUUUAGCGCCCUGGACUCGAAAGUCGCAGAAAACGUCUUCGAGAAAGUUCUUGGAGAGAAGGGGAUACUUCGGCAAAAGACCCGAAUUUUAGUUACCAGCAAGGGCAGCUUGUUAAGGAACGUGGACCAAUUAUUACUCAUGCACAAUAACCAAAUUACUUGCUACCCAAAUGCCACACAGCUGGUUGCUCGUCACCGGAACUCCAUAAAGAAUAAAACUCGAGACACGCAUAUUACAUCUAACCAAUCGUCUGAGUCAAGGGUUAUCGUGAUGGCUGAUGGCGUCGUACAAGAGUUUGGACCCGUGGCUCAACUCUUGUCAAAUCUGAACUCGGCCUUCAGCCAUAUGGCGGGGAGUGACGGCAUGACGCAUUCAUAG
Ixodes scapularis (black-legged tick) is the source of this 945-nucleotide messenger RNA. RefSeq names its product multidrug resistance-associated protein 1. Gene Ontology annotation, molecular function: ATPase-coupled transmembrane transporter activity; ATP binding; ATP hydrolysis activity. Gene Ontology annotation, cellular component: membrane. Bases 1 to 945 code for a protein of 314 amino acids. The record is from RefSeq and is a predicted model, not a curated record. Lineage: Eukaryota; Metazoa; Arthropoda; Arachnida; Ixodida; Ixodidae. Gene Ontology annotation, biological process: transmembrane transport. The transcript has 7 exons.